Molecule: messenger RNA, 1532 nt
Organism: Megalopta genalis
Lineage: Eukaryota; Metazoa; Arthropoda; Insecta; Hymenoptera; Halictidae
Source: RefSeq, a predicted model, not a curated record
CUUCUUAUCAUCUACCACGAAAUGUAAGAUAACAGAUAAUAAAACAUUGAACAAAUGGGAUAUUACAGAUUUAGAACAGAAUAAAGACAAUGAAACAAAUACUACAAAAUGACAAAAGCAUUUGCUUCUCAGACACAGAUUUAAAGCUAUUGAUGAAACCAGUAUUUACAAACACAUCUGAAAUAAAAAAGCACGCUGAGAAAGUGUUAUUUUUUGAAUGUAAUUCGGGAAUCAUUGAUAAUUAUUACAAAAAACAUGUCGAUACUGGUUCUAAAUCAAUUGAACUUAAAUUUCAAGAUACAGACUCAUUUAAUGAUGACAUACGUAGAAGUGGAAUUUCAAAUUCUAGGUCAAAUAAUACAAUCUAUUCUUUUACAUCUAAAACUUGUGAUUCGAAAUAUUUGUCGGAUUCUAUAAUAAGCAAGCUGGACAGUUUUCCAAAUUUAAAGCUGAAAAAUCUGCAGAGGUCGAUAAAUCCAUCUACGGCAUCAAGUAUGUCUACUGCAAGUAUUGUAAAAAAUGAGUAUCCAAACAUCAAUGAAGCAAUCAUAAAGAAUGAUUCGCGUAUAUUGCAUAUAAAAUCAAAUCAAAAUUCUGUAUACACCACAGAUGAACAUGAUUUAAACUCAACGAAACAAUUACAAGAUACUGAAUCAGAAAUUAGAUUAUACGAGUAUGUUAAACAGUUAAAGAGAAUGAAGUCAUCGGUAGAUAUACAAUUGAAUUGUUUAAAGAAAAGGGAGAGCACUAGGAGAAAAUCAAAAUCGGACGAAAAUGUUACUUAUGGGCUAGUAUUUCCGACAGUAAGAAGUAAUAUAAAAAAUUGUUUUUCACCUAGAAAUUACUCCCUAUUAACAGAAAAUCUAGUUCAUAUCAAUGAAGGUACUGAAACAACAGUAAACCAACAAUUAGAAAUAAAUGAAACUUAUGACGAACUAGGUAUGCUGUUUUCUCAAUAUUUGAAGCAUCAAGUUCAAUUGUGUAAAAAAAAAGUGUGUCCUCUUUCGAGACAUUUAAAGCAAAAAUUCAAACACAGUACAAGACAAUGCCAAAGAAAGUUUAAUUAUUAUCAAAUAUAUCCUUAUGAUCAAAGACCUGCAUGCAAUAGUGGAAAUGUGUGCACAGACACAUACGAUGAAUUAAAAUUAAUGUGCAAAUCACCUUCGAAGAGACGGGAUAUUUAUCAAUGCAUGUUCAAAAGGAGGAAAGAAUUUUUACAUCAACCAUGCUCUGCACCCAUCCAAAAUUUUGCAAUAACAAAAUAGUUUUUAACAUUAAAGUAAUUGAAUAUUAAAUAUACAAAUUGGUAUUUCUUACAGAUCACAUUUUUUAUUUUCCUUUAGUAUCCUCAAUUUCUUAAACAUAAUUUUUCUGUUGUAAUGAUACAGCAAACAAAUAGCCAUAUGUAUGUUUAAAAAAAAUUAUUUUAUUUAAUUAAUUACAUACGUUCGCUCCUUUUAACUUCUUUUACUUGAAGACCUAAAAAGAACCAAUGUAUUGUUAAACAACAAAUAAAGGUUUUAAGUAUAGUA